AUGGAAAGAGGCCUGAUUUUAUCACCAGGUUUUCCAAACAACUACUACGCAGGGACACACUGCGUUUGGCAAUUUUUCAUCCCCAUGAGAACCCAUCUUAUCUUGGAAAUUUUUGACUUUGACAUUUUUGAGAGCUCUAGUGAAACUCCAGCCCCCUGGGAUGGCUUUUCAGCCCCUACUAAAACAGGAAAUAAGGACAUGCCUUCUCUUGAGCAAAACCUUGACUUGGCUCUCCGUACUACAAACCCCCCUCUCCAGACCUGGAUGUCAAAGGUGGCUCAGAAUCUGAGCAGCACAAGAGAUCAGUCAAAGGACCUUGCUAGUCACCUGGAUGAACUUCCAGGAACCGCCUCAAAAAAAGAGGAAGCCAAACAAGCAUCUGAAGAAAACCAGUUGAAGCAGAUGAAGGAACCCAAAGUGAUUACCAAGGCUCAAACAGAAGAGCUGCCAUUCCCUGUGGCUGGUAGUGCCACAACGGAGAGGCAAAAUACCAGUGGCCUGGAAACAGAAGAAGAUUUGAAAGAAAAAAUCUUGCUUGCCCACCUAGCUGCUAGUGAGAGAGAUGAAGUUACAGUAGAGAGCUGGACUCUUCCCACAACAGUAUUGCCCGUGGAAAUCUCCUCUAGCCCACAGCCAGCAGUGGAUGUCUGUCCCCAUGAUGUACUUUAUGUUUCUGAUCUCAUCACAUUUUCCUCUCGCUUCUGUGGACCAAAUUCACCUUUAAACAAGACCUUGGUCUUUGGUUCAUCUCUGGAAAUGGUUGAGGUUAUCAUGGAACUGAUCACCACCACAGACCGGGGCCGAGGCUUUGCAAUGCUCUUUGAAUACAAGAACAUCACCGAACCUACCACUGUAGAUGCUGUGAGGCAGGAGAGAAAGGAAAACAUGAUGAUGCUGGCAAUUAUAACAGGGAUUGUCUUCUUUGCGCUUGCUUUGCUCUCUGCCCUCUGUGUAGCUUGCAGGGAAGAGCUGAGAGCCUUGCUGCAGUACCUGCGAUUGUCCCCAAACGUCAUCUGGAAUGACACGGAUCAAAACGGGAUCCAGAACUCCGCCGUCGAUAUCAAUGAGCUCCAGCUGGUGGUGCCAAGUCGGCAGAAUGAAAACAACAACCACUCUGUCAGCCGGGAGCAGGCGGUCACUUCCUGCAGAGGCAGCACAGAACGGUCUCCUCAGGACACUGACCCAGAUGUGCCCUCCUCCAUAUCCGCAGUGACCACUGAGACUGGGAGCGAUGAAGUGUUUAUCAUUUCUGCUGGACCCGGGGCCAGUGGGCUGAGCUUUACCACCUACAGAAUACAGGACAAAAACCUAAAAAGAAGUGUCACGAGCCCAGCCUCUGUGUCUGACUGGCUGACUUCUAAUCACACAGCCGCAGGAGCAGACGCUGUUGAGAAGGGGAACGUCCAGCUGGAAAAUCACUGUCCCAGACAACGCACGUGGAGUGCCCGCACUUUCCACGACUUCCUAGCUCCAAUACCACAGCUACAGAAAAAAUGGUGUAGCUGGACCACCAACAGUCCCUUCACAAAGCUGGUUGACAACAGUAGUUUUCCAACAGCUGCAAGAUCCCAAGGUGUGCCAACCAGAAAGGUAAUCUCAGCCACUGAGAUAGAGGGAGCAUCAGGGACUGUUUACUCUGAUUCAUCUGCCAGUAAUGCCUCGUACCCCCUCACUCUGUCUGCACAAAGGCAGCGGAAGCUAAGCUCCUGCAAUUUGAAGAAAUCCAGGUUCGGUAACCCUUAUUUUGGAUUUUUAGCCAGUUCCCCUGACAGCAAACAGGUGAGGUCCUUAGAUCCCUCAAGACACCUAGGGGCAGCAUCUCCAGUUAACAGCCAAAGCCCCAAAAAUCUUCUGGAGAGCUCCAACCCACUGAAAAUCAACUUGGUCAAUGGCUCGAAAACAAAGGAGCUUAUGGUAGAAACAGAUAAAAACAAACCCGUUUUUGUUAUUUCCGAAGAAGGGGAUGAUCAGCAGCCUCUGGUCCUAGCAGAACAUCUUAGUCAAUGUGGAGAUCAUCUGUCAGAGCAAAAUGCUGUGUAUGCUCCAGCUGUGCCAGAUAAACAGCCGGUGGUUCUGACUGUUGAGGGGAACAGUUCUGCCAGCUUCACGUCAAAUCUUCCCCUUUGGGCAAAAUCCCCUAGUUUAUACAAAGGUCACGUGAAGGCCCCUGGCUCUUCCAGGGACCAGCAGAGCUUGUCAGUUGGAGAUGCUAAUACUACUGAGAUCUCACAGAACUGUGAUACCCUAGCUGCUCCUACGCUAUGCCAAGCUUCAGUCCAGUGA
Molecule: messenger RNA, 2283 nt
Organism: Haliaeetus leucocephalus (bald eagle)
Lineage: Eukaryota; Metazoa; Chordata; Aves; Accipitriformes; Accipitridae
Exons: 6
Coding region: 1-2283 (760 amino acids)
Source: RefSeq, a predicted model, not a curated record